AUGCUGCCACUGCUGCUGCCUCUGCUUUGGGCUGGGACCCUGGCUCAGCAUGAAAACUACCAGUUGGAAGUGCAGGAAUCCGUGACUGUGCAGGAGGGCCUGUGUGUCUCCGUGCCCUGCAUCUUCUCCUACCCCCAGGACAAGUGGAAUAACUCUGCCCCAGCUCAUGGCUACUGGUUCCAGGAAGGGGCAAAUGUACAGCAGGAUGCUCCUGUGGCCACAAACAACCCAGUUCGUAAGGUGCAAGAGGACACCCAGGGCCGAUUCCACCUCCUCGGGGACCCCCGGACCUACAACUGCUCUCUGGACAUCAGAGACGCCAAGAGGAGGGACAAUGGUAGAUAUUUUUUCAGGGUGGAGAGAGGAAAGGAAAAAUGGAAUUACAAAUCUAUCCAUCUCUCUGUGUCUGUGACAGGGUCCCUGGGUCACUAUGACAGAUCCCUGUUGGAAGUGCCGGAGUCUGUGACAGUGCAGGAGGGCCUGUGCGUCACUGUGCCCUGCAGCUUCUCCCGUCUUCGGAGGUACUGGAUUCACGGUACCCCAACACACGGCUCAUGGUUCCGAAAAGGGGCAAAUCCACACCAGGAUGCUGCUGUGGCCACAAACGACCCAGAUCGUAAAGUGCAGGAGGAGACCCAGGGCCGAUUCCACCUCCUCGGGAGUCCACAGUGGUACACCUGCUCCCUAGACAUCACAGACGCACAGAAAAAGGACGAGGGAAUGUACUUCUUUAGAGCAGACAGAGUAUUUCAUAGACCAUAUGAUUACAGAGAAAAUCAGCUCUCUGUGCAUGUGACAGAUCUGGCAGAGACACCUGACAUCCACACCCAGGGGACCCUAGAAUCUGGCCAACCCAACAACAUUACUUGUACUGCACCAUGGGCCUGCGAGAGGGGGACGCCCCCCACCUUCUCUUGGAUUGGAGUCGCCCUCACCUCCCUGGGCCCCAAGACUCCCAACACAUCUGUGCUCACCCUUACUCUGGGGCCCCAGGACCAUGGCAGCAACCUCACCUGUCGAGUGACCUUACCCGGAGCUGGUGUGAGCGCAGAGAGAACCAUCCAGCUCAACGUGUCCUACGCGCCACAGAACCUGACCAUCAGCGUGUUCCGGAAAGAAGGCACAGGACCUGAAGCUCUGGGCAACGGCUCAUCUCUUCCAGUGAAGGAGGGCCAGUCCCUGCGCCUGGUCUGUGUUGCCGACAGCAACCCUCCUGCCAUGUUGAGCUGGACCCGGGGGAGUCUUCCCCUGAGCCCCUCCGCACCCUCAAACCCUGGGGUCCUGGAGCUGCCCCGGGUGGUCUUAGAGGACGGAGGAGAAUUCACCUGCCAAGCUCAGCACCCUGGGGCCUCCUACCACAGCUCUGUGAACCUGGUUGUUCAGGGUAUCUCCUGCUCCUGCCCCCACAUCUCUGGGGAGCAGUGGGGCACCUGGUCUCUAGUCCUCACACUGCUCAGGGGGGCCCUAAUGGGGGCUGGCUUCCUUCUCACCUAUGGCCUCACCUGGAUCUACUACACUAGGUUCAGAGGUUCCCAAGGGGAUAGGGGCUUCAAGGUGUGACUGAGGCCCCUUCCUCCAGGUGGUGCUGAGGUCUGGGCUCCAGAACCCUGACAGGUGGAUGAGGAUCCAUCAGACCACUGUUUCCCAAGACCUUCAAUGGCACAGCUCUGAGGAGCCAGGAGGGGCUGCGUGACGUGGCCCUGCCUCCUCUCCAGAAAGGACCCUUCACCUCUGGUCCCCAGCACUCUUCCUGAUGGUUCCACACAAAGGGCUGGAGGGCAUGUGAGGAGAUAGGUGUUUUCUAUUAUGAAUUUGAAUUAUGCUUCAUGUAAUAUGUUGCUUCUUCAUGUUCAACUUAAUAUGAUUUUGAGAAGCCAGUAACUCAAUCCCAUGAUAUAUUGUUAUAAACCCCAGAAUAUACAUAUAUUUUUUUCUGGUGGUAGUGCUCCUUUGUUCAGAGAAUAGCAUGGGCACAGGGCCCACAGGACCACAGGGCAGCAUGGGGACAGAACCCAGGGGCAGGACUUUAUUAAUAGAUCUUGGUCUUACACUAUUGGAUAGGGAACUAUUCCCAGCCAGACAUUUUAAAACAUACUCAGGCAAAGUUGAUAUAACUUCUUGAUAAAAAAGUCAGCUCAAGCAUUCCAACCUUUGUGAUCCUAUCAACACACUUUUACAUUUCAUCAAUUCAGUUGUAACCUGAGUCAGGGUCUUAAGGCUAGUCAUUAUUUUUUCGGUUGUCUUUUUCCUUUUUAAUUUGGCCUUUUCAUAGGUACCAAUAAAAAUUAUGAUGAGAACUCUCACAAAUCUUUUCCCCCAAUUUAGAAGUUUUCCCAAUUUAAAUGAUCGAUUGUCUGGCCACACUGACAAGUAGGAUCUUAACAGUGACUCAACCAAUAAGCUUAACCAGGAAUUCAAGAGGCAUCCACAAAAGAGAUCCAGAAAGUGCACUCCCAAAAAUAGUCUAAGAAAGUAAAGGCCUUCCUUGCACAGCAAGCAACAAAGGUUCAGAUAGCAAAGGCCCCUUAGGAAAGCAAUUGGGACCCCUUAUCACCAACUCCCCUGAGAGCUGACACAGCCGGACAAAGAGUAUGUCCCGGAGCCCCAGUCAACGCGACUAGCCACCAAGAUGCAUGCCGGUACAUGCAUCCUCCAGAGGGCAGAGACCAGAACGGUCACAAAGCCAACCUCUCAAGACAUAGAACAAGACAAAAAGCCCAGACAACCGGCUGUAGAGAGAUUCCUGUGUCUCAUGACAAACAACAAAAAAGACAGAGACAAGGAAAAAUACUAUCACUAGGAGGAAAAGGGUCUACAACCAGUGAGUACUCAAAUCCUAGAGUCGCUGAAUCCAAGAAGCUGGCCUCACCAAAAUUUUCUCCUGCUAAUCUAAAUUUAGAAAAGCAAAAAAACUCACCACUCUUUCUUCCAUUGGAUCCUGCAGGCAGAGAUCUGGGGGACUGACGUGGUAAGAACUCCUACCUGUUUCCAGUUCUCGUCAGGGAUCCGGGAUCUCUUGGCUGCAGCAGUCCAGCAGCGCUCAUUGUCCAGCCAGUGAAAUUUUAUCCCAUCCAAGUCACAAAACUGUAGGGGAGGAAGACAUUUCCUCCAUCCACUCUGGGUCUUUCUUGGCUGGACAACGAAUUAAAAUUCAAAUGAGACAGAAUAACAGGAGAAAAUUAAACAAAGCUUUAUAACAUGUAUACAUGGGAGAGACC
Equus quagga is the source of this 3218-nucleotide messenger RNA. Its product is annotated as sialic acid-binding Ig-like lectin 14. The transcript has 8 exons. Gene Ontology annotation, cellular component: plasma membrane. Gene Ontology annotation, biological process: cell adhesion. NCBI's taxonomy places the organism in Eukaryota, Metazoa, Chordata, Mammalia, Perissodactyla, Equidae. The record is from RefSeq and is a predicted model, not a curated record. Gene Ontology annotation, molecular function: sialic acid binding. The coding region runs from base 1 to 1560 and encodes 519 amino acids.